Mucor velutinosus is the source of this 780-nucleotide messenger RNA. RefSeq lists its product as uncharacterized. The coding region runs from base 1 to 780 and encodes 259 amino acids. Gene Ontology annotation, cellular component: mitochondrion; cytoplasm. The record is from RefSeq and is a predicted model, not a curated record. The transcript has 4 exons. Lineage: Eukaryota; Fungi; Mucoromycota; Mucoromycetes; Mucorales; Mucoraceae.
AUGCCAAAUAACAAACAAGGCGACAAGGAACCUUGGAAAACAUGGAACGAUAUCACAGCAAAGUUUCGUGAUUAUGUAGGAUCAGAAGAGGAGCUGAGCAACUGGGCAGAUUCAGUCGUCCAAAGUAUAUGGCGUCCAGUAGCAGUGGGCAUCGUGAUAGGCAUACCUGCUGUCUGGGCAGUAUCUCGAUUCGUAGUCGGUAAGAGAUACAAGACAGCUGGCCAUAUACCACCCGAAGUAUUCGAGAAAGCGACCAAGAUACGAGGAAAGGUAGUGGCAGUUGGAGACAGCGAUAACUUUCGUCUUUACCAUACACCAGGGUUGGGUUGGGGAUGGGUCAGAAAUAUACCAAAGACCCGAAAGGAAUUGCAAAAUCAAACCAUCUCAAUACGUAUAGCUGGUGUGGAUGCACCUGAAGGAGCUCAUUUCGGCAUGCCAGCCCAACCGCUCAGUGCCGAGGCAAAGCAAUAUUUGACGAAAUUAGUGCUGAAUAAAAGGGUACAAGUGCAAUUGCUCAGUAGAGAUCAAUACGCUCGUGUGGUGGCCAUGGCUUAUGUUAGAAAGCCGCCGUUCUUUCUCAAGAAAAAUGUAUCUGCAGAAAUGUUGAAGGCUGGAUUAGCAAGCAUUUAUGUAGCCAAGGGGGCACAAUACGCAGGCAUGUUGGAUCAGCUAAAGAAAUACGAAUCCAGAGCGAAAUUCUUCAAAAGAGGUAUUUGGUCACUGAAAAAGUAUGUUUCUCCUGGAGAUCACAAAGCAAAGCAUCUUGGUGGUGGCAAAUAG